Messenger RNA from Spirodela intermedia, 1330 nucleotides. Lineage: Eukaryota; Viridiplantae; Streptophyta; Magnoliopsida; Alismatales; Araceae. The record is from the annotation of a GenBank genome assembly.
AUGGCAGGGAGUUGGGGCCUCGUCAAGCUGUUCGGGAAGACUAUUCCGGUGCCGGUGGAGGUGCAUAUACAGGCAGAUCCGUUCAAGGAAACCGGAGGCGGCAGUGGCGCCGGGGGAGAGAGAAGAGAAGCAGAAGACGAAGACGACGGCAGAAAGGUGAGAAUCUUCCUAAGAGAAGAGGUGACCGGCAGGGGUUUUCCUAGGCUUUUCCUCUUUGAGUUUCCUGCCGCCAAUUGCGGCUUCACCUUUGCUCGGAUGUCCGUCGGGGAAGUCCAUCGAUUUCGUUGAUUUUUAUGUGUUUAUUACCCGUGUUCAGGAUUUCCUCAAUAUUUCUCGAAAUGGCGGCUCCUUCUUUGCCGCCCCUUUCCUCUGUUCUCUGUCGGCUUGUCAUUUUUCGCGUGUCUCGGGUGGAGGGAUCGGAUUUCUUCAACGUUUUCCACCUGAGACUGCAGUUCCUCGACUCGUUUUCUUCGGAAUUCCUGUCAGAAUCUGAUGAGAACAUCCUUUCGAAUUCCAGCAUCUCUCGGUUCUUGCCGUGGAAUCGUCGGGAUCGGCAUCGGAAGGGAAGAACGAGCAGCGAUCUCCUUCCUCUCCCGUCAGGAGCCUCUCCGGCGGGGGAGAGAAGAACCCGAAGCCCGCGAAGCCGGAGAAGAUCCUCCCGUGCCCGCGGUGCAACAGCAUGGCCACCAAGUUCUGCUACUACAACAACUACAACCUCAACCAGCCCCGCCACUUCUGCAAGAACUGCCAGCGCUACUGGACAGCCGGCGGCACCAUGAGGAACGUCCCCGUCGGCGCCGGCCGCCGCAAGAACAAGCAUUCCGCGGCCUACUGCCGCCACAUCACCGUCGUAAAGGCCCCCCUAUCGCCGGAGGAGCACGCCCCCGUUUUCCCCGCGGAAGAAAAGUCAAAUUCCGCUGGCGGCGAUGGCUGGGGCGAAAACGCCCCCUGUUUCAGUGGGAAUCCAUGGGCUUACCCCAUUUCAGUCUACCCCAUGGCGGCCUACUGGAGCGUCCCCUGGAUGUCGCCGUCUUCUUCGCCGGGCCUGGGGAAGAAGCAUCCGCGACAGGGCGAGGCCGAACCAGAGAGGUGCCUCUGGUUCCCCAAGACUCUGAGGAUCGACGACCCCGUGGAGGCGGCCAAGAGCUCGAUAUGGGCGGCGAUGGGGCUCAGCAAGGACAUGGCCGGCAGAGGGGGCCUCUUCACAGGCUUCGAUCAGGCCAAGGACAACCCCAGCGCUACCAAGGCCGAAGCUUCCAAGGCUUUUCUCGCCAACCCGGCAGCUGUAUCUCGCUCUUUCAGCUUCCAGGAGAGCUCCCUCUUCGACUGA